GCCGCUGCCCCCCCCCCUCCCCCGCCGCCGACCGGUUAUUCCGGAGACGCGAGAGGAUACGAGGGAGCGCGGAAAAGGAGGAGGGAGGAAAAGGGAAGGGGGGGGGGGGGGCGAGAAAAAGGGAGGGGGGCAGCGUUUAAAUCCCUUCCCCCCGCUCCUCGCCGCCUCCAUUCCUCCCUUCAUUCGACCUCCCCUCCGGAGCCGCCGGAUUCACCAGGACCUUCUCCCUGAAGAACCGCUCUUCCCAGUGUCUGUGUCCCCGGGAGCAGCCGAAGGGGGUCACGGAGUGAUAAAGAUUUAUGUUUUCAUCAAACCGGGCCAAGGAGAAUGGGGGUCCCACACCCAAAAGAAUGAAGACGCGACAGAACAAGGACUCAAUGUCAAUGCGGAGUGGACGGAAGAAAGAGACUCCAGGGCCCCGAGAGGAGCUCAGGUCACGGGGCCGAGCUUCCCCUGGGGGUGUCAGCACCUCCAGCAGUGAUGGCAAGGCUGAGAAGUCCCGGCAAGCGACAAAGAAAGGCCGGGUGGAGGAAUCCUGCGCCCCAAAGGGCAGCAAGCAGGGCCGAGCAGAAGAGAUCUCAGAGAGUGAAGGGGAGGACACCAAUGCUCCCAAAAAAACCAAGACCGAGGAGUUGCCCUGUCCUCCAUCCCCGUCUGAUGUUGACAGCCUCGAUGGCCACAGCUUCAACGAUGAGAUGAGCAGUGACCCUCGGGACAUUGACCAGGAUAACAGGAGCACCUCGCCCAGCGUCUACAGCCCUGGCAGCGUGGAGAAUGACUCCGACUCCUCCUCCGUGCUGUCCCAGGGGCCGUCUCACUCCUACCACCACCCUCCACUCUUCCCACAGAGCCCGCCGGUAGCUCCCGCUCCUGACAGCCUGCCCCGUCCACCCGAGCCCAGCUUUGGGCUCCCGGGCGAGGUGCACCCCCAGGGACCCCCGGCGGGGAGCUACCACUCCCAGCUGGAUGGCCAGCCCUCACGCCUCUUCCAGGCUCAAGCCCCACAGACACCCACGUCCUCCUCUGCUGCCGCUGCCCCUCCUGCUCCUCCUUCCUCCUCCUCCUCCUCCUCUUCCUCUUCUUCCUCCUCAUCCUCCUCCUCCCAUGCUCCUCUUUACCCUACAGCCAAUGUGGUCCAGGUUGGGACCAAGAUUCCCGGUGGCGUGGGGGGUCUCCCCGCACCGGGGGGACGCGAGCAGACCCUCGGUGCCAAGCACAACCCGCCACCCACCACCCCCAUCUCUCUGGCGUCAGUGGUUGGGGGGCUCCCCCCCCAGAAGACGCCCCCAGCCAACCCUCCAGCCGCCCCCCCUGCUUCGGCCCCUUCCUUCCCCCACGUCUCUGCCAAUCUGCCUCCUCCCCCAGCCCUGCGCCCGCUCAACAAUGCUGCGGCUGCCUCCAGCUCCCCGGGCAUGGUGGGGCAGGCCCUGAGCACCCACCUUCCUUCGCCCCACGGCAUGGGGCAGGACAAGGCACCGGCCCUAGCCCCCUCCCGCUAUCCCUAUGCCCCCCCACCGCUGCCACCCUCGAGCUCCUCAGCUCAGUACCCGCAGCCCUCCCCGGCCCAGCCCCUGCCCAGUUACAGUGCUUCCUAUGGGCACUCCUUCCCCCCACCCAGUGGCCUGUCUGUGUCCAGCCAGCCCCCCAAGUACACCCAGCCCUCCCUGCCCUCCCAGCCCGUCUGGAGCCAGGGGCCACCCCCCUACAGCCGCCCCUUGGGCAAUGCAGGCUCCCACCCAGCUGCCCCCUUCCCUGGCCAGCCCCCCCAUCACCAGCAGCCCCCCCAGCAGCAUCACCACGGGCAUGGGAGCGGUGGGGGGGUCUCCCCAGCAGCCGCAGCUCCCCCCCAGGCCCCUGGGGGUUACCCCCAUGGAUUGGAGUCAAACAGCCAUCAUCCUUCCCAUGCUACCUAUGGGCUGCGCCUCUACCCUCCCCACAGCCAGGCUGCCUACAGCCAGGCUCCCUCAGCCACUGCCGCUGCACCCCCCUCUUCCUCCUCCUCAUCCUCCUCCUCUUCCUCUUCAUCCUCCUCCGCCUCCUCUUCCCAGGGAAGCUAUCCCAGCAUGUGCGCUCACCCGCCGGGCCAGAGUCCUGCCACCUACACCUUCCCCCCGCCGCCACCCCCCUCCCCUGCCCAUGGGGCUGGCCCUCCGGUCACCUCUACUGCCACCACCCUCUCCACUGUCAUCGCUACCAUGGCCUCCCCCUCGGCAGCCCCCUACAAGACAGUCUCACCCCCGGUGCCCCCGUCGGCUGUGGUCCCCUAUGGAAAGCGGGCGGCCUCGCCUGUCCCCACCUUCCAGCCCCCGGUCCCCUACAAGCCAGGGUCCCCCCCUGCUUCCUCAGCUGCCCCUUUCCGAGCAGCCACCCCUCCCGGCUACCGGGUGGCUUCCUCCCCCGUGGCAGGGGGCUACAAAGCCCCCUCGCCUGCCCCCUCUGCCCCAGCAGCCCUGCCGGGGAGCAUGGCCGCCCCGGCCCCCCCUGCGCCCCCGCUGCCCCUCAGCGCUGCACAGAUCAAGCAGGAGCCGUCAGAGGAGUACGAGCCCCCCGAGAGCCCCGUGCCGCCGGCUCGCAGCCCCUCGCCGCCUCCCAAGGUGGUGGAUGUGCCCAGCCACGCCAGCCAGUCAGCCAGAUUCAACAAGCACCUGGACCGUGGCUUCAACUCCUGCUCCCGCACGGAUCUGUACUUCGUGCCCCUCGAUGGCUCCAAGUUGGCCAAGAAAAGGGCAGACUUGGUGGAGAAAGUGAGGCGAGAGGCUGAGCAGAAGGCGCGGGAAGAGAAGGAACGGGAGCGGGAGCGGGAGAAGGAGCGGGAGCGGGAGAAGGAGCGGGAGCUGGAGAGGAGCGUGAAGAUGGCCCAGGAGGGCCGGCCGGUUGAGUGCUCAUCCCUGGGGCCGGUCCCCCACCGCCCCUCCUUUGAGCAGGGCAGUGCCGUAGCGACUGUUCCCCCAUACCUGGGUCCUGACACCCCGGCUCUGCGCACCCUCAGCGAAUAUGCCCGGCCCCACGUCAUGUCCCCCAGCAACCGCAACCACCCUUUCUAUGUGCCGCUUGGUGCAGUCGACCCGGGCCUGCUGGGGUACAACGUCCCGGCCAUCUACAGCAGUGAUCCAGCGACGCGGGAGCGGGAGCUGAGGGAGCGGGAAGCCCGUGAACGAGACCUGAGGGACCGGGACCUGCGUGAACGUCUCAAGCCCGGCUUUGAAGUCAAGCCAGCCGAGUUGGAGCAGCUCCACGCCGUGCCAGCUGCUGCCAUGGAUCCGUUCCCACGCCACGGAGGGCUGAGUCUGCAGACAGCUCCCGGCCUUCAUCCCGCUUUUCCGUUCCACCCAGGGCUGGGCCACUUGGAGCGGGAGAGGCUGGCGCUGGCAGCCGGCCCGACCCUUCGUCCCGACAUGUCCUAUGCCGAGCGCUUGGCAGCUGAGCGCCAGCAUGCUGAGCGGGUGGCUGCUCUCAGCAAUGACCCUCUGGCCCGGCUGCAGAUGCUCAAUGUGACACCUCAUCAUCAUCAGCAUUCCCACAUCCAUUCCCACCUCCAUCUCCACCAGCAGGAUGCCAUACAUGCAGCCUCAGCCUCUGUUCACCCUCUUAUUGACCCACUCGCCUCGGGAUCACACCUGACCCGGAUACCAUACCCAGCUGGAACCAUCCCAAACCCUCUCCUGCCUCACCCUCUACAUGAGAACGAAGUGCUGCGCCACCAGCUUUUUGCUGCACCCUACAGGGACCUGCCGGGCUCCCUCUCAGCGCCCAUGUCCGCAGCACAUCAGCUCCAGGCCAUGCAUGCGCAGUCAGCUGAGCUGCAGCGCCUGGCUCUGGAACAGCAGCAGUGGCUCCACGCGCAUCACCCUCUGCACGGCGUGCCGCUCCCGACGCAGGAGGAUUACUACAGCCACCUGAAGAAAGAAAGUGACAAACCCCUUUAAGCGGACUUCUACUGCGGGCGUGACAUCAUCAUGUCUUUCUCUCAAGAGGAGCAAUCAAUCAACCAAAUCCUGGGGGAGGGGAAGCUGCAGUGACACAUCCUGAUCCCACCAUGCAGCAGAGUGCCAGAGAAGACGGACGAACAGUACAGGAUGGCAUCCUGGGAGCAGAGAGCAGAGGACAGAAAAUGGGGAGGGACUGAAACGCCACUUAACGGACAUGAACUGAUCGGUACGUGAUUUCAGCAGAGCUCUGGAGGAAACGGCAUCAGCAUUGCACAGAGCUCAAAGCGACAAAGACUGACAUGAAUUCAGGGUGGCAGCAGCUCCAUCCUUUGUUUCGGGGGAACAGUUGCAUUAAAUAAGAAGCGCAGAGCAUCGCAGGACUUCAUGUGCAUGAUGCUGCCACCUUUCCUGCUUCUGCGAGGAGGAACUCAACCCAACAGCCUUUUUUCCUCACACCCCACCCCCCCCUUUAGGUGUAAGAUACUGCUUAGCGAUAUGGAAAAGCAAUGUGGAACUUUCCCCCAUUAGCUGGGGUGGCUUCCUGCUCUCCAGCAUCCCAUCCGAUGCAGAGCCCGGUCCCAGCCACCGGGGUGCAAAGCACCGCAGACUGUUUGCGAGGUGGUGGCUGUGCUUCCCCACAAGGUGCAAAGCACUGGGAGGCUGUUUCCCAGACCACAGUCACCACCGUGACCCCCCCAAGUCCCAUCGGGAGAGCCAAUGUGGCCCAGAGCAAUGACACUGCGUCCUUGGGACUGUCUUGAAGAUGAUGGCUGCCCCCUUUCCCCUCACCCCUUCUAAUUGAUGUACUUUUAAAACUCAUGCACAUCCUGUUAGACGUGGCAGUUUUAUGUAGCAACUUGUGAUCCCCUUGCCCCCUCCCAUCCCCGCGUGCGUGUCUGAUUUCACAAUUGUAUCUCUUGAUUGGUCCCCAUAUAUAUAUAUAUUUACUUAAUUAACCAUUAAAAGGAAGAGAAAAAAAACAACCAACAACCCAGCUAUAGAAAAAGAAACCACCCGAACAAAGUUCCCCACGCACUCCCAAGCCCCGACAUGCAUUCUAAUAAUUUAUAUAUAUAAAUAUCUAUAUGAAGAUCUUAAAAAAGAGGGG
Pezoporus occidentalis (night parrot) is the source of this 5037-nucleotide messenger RNA. It is a transcript of the gene ATN1, whose product is annotated as atrophin 1. Lineage: Eukaryota; Metazoa; Chordata; Aves; Psittaciformes; Psittacidae. The transcript is spliced from 10 exons. The record is from RefSeq and is a predicted model, not a curated record. Gene Ontology annotation, cellular component: nucleus. Gene Ontology annotation, molecular function: transcription corepressor activity. Bases 300 to 3926 code for a protein of 1208 amino acids.